Molecule: messenger RNA, 867 nt
Organism: Xylaria bambusicola
Lineage: Eukaryota; Fungi; Ascomycota; Sordariomycetes; Xylariales; Xylariaceae
Exons: 1
Coding region: 277-765 (162 amino acids)
Source: RefSeq, a predicted model, not a curated record
GGUAGCGUCUGUUGCAGUUACCGACCGCCUUAAAACUUAAUUUCCCAUAUCUAGGUAGCUUUGUCUCAGUCUGAGCCAAGGCUACCAACUCAUACGCCCCUUAUUGUGCACAUUAGGCUCUAUCGUCACAUCCACCCCCAUCAAGGUCCGUAGAGUAAAACUCUUUCUAUGUGCAUUGGCUACUCCCUCCGAUCUUACGUUUCAAUCGAUCAAUCAAUUAUCUAAGCUCUAUCUACCUCUUUCACUUGACUCCAAGCGUGGUCUCAAACAAGCACAAUGUCACCUACCCCGCAAGAAACACAAGAAACAGACGAAGCAAUCUACUUCCAGGAUCCUCUGGCACUUCUACACUACCUCUACGACGAUCUCAGACGCUUCUCUAAGGUCGUCUCCGCGGACAUAGUCCUGCACCCCUUCUAUUCGCAUAGCGCAUCGAUAUACGGGAUUGCAGCCGUGCAAGCAUGGGAAGAAGCCCUUGUCGCGGCGACUGACUGUACAUUGAGCAUGGAUGUUGGGUCUAUAUCUUUUGAUGGAGACUAUGCUACCGUCGACGGCGUGUUGCGGGCGCGUAAAAAGGGGUUGGAAGAUCUGGAGGUGGGAUUCCGGGGACGCUGGAGAUUUGCGGAGGGUGUGCCUGUGGAACAUUGGGAGAAUGUGCUUGGGGGUGCGAAGGGCGCUACUGUGAAGUGGUUUGAGGAUGCGGGUUGGAAAUGCCCUGGGGUUGGCAGUGGUGUAAGUGGUAUGGGGGAUACGUGUACACCGUAAUAGUUUCAGGUGGGUUGGUCCCGGAGUGAGUAGAAGGUCAGUCACAGUCAAGUAGGUAGGUAGAAGGGAUAGUAUAGGCGUCAAUAAUCAUUGAAUCCUGAA